Rubroshorea leprosula is the source of this 859-nucleotide messenger RNA. Lineage: Eukaryota; Viridiplantae; Streptophyta; Magnoliopsida; Malvales; Dipterocarpaceae. The record is from the annotation of a GenBank genome assembly.
CAGCAUUCGAUCAUCAGUUGGAGGCCACUCAAAAGCUUGUCCAUGGCCGCUCCUCUGCUUCUCAGAGGCGUCCCUGUCCUCCGCCUCCGGCUGCACCACCAGGUGCGUCUUGCCGCUGGACUCCUUUCAGUACCCCGCCGGCCUUGGUGCGCUGCAGCCGAGUCGGCCAAUCGCGAAGAGGAUGCAUCAGCUGCAGACAAGAACGCCUCAGUGUUGAGUGUCAGAGAACCACCGAAGUACCACAGGUGGGAUGACCCUGAUUACAGGAAAUGGAAGGAUAUGGAGGAGGAGAUCCUUCGAGAUGUGGAACCUGUUGUAAUGCUGACUAAAGAGAUACUUCACUCUGAUAGGUAUGGGGAUGGAGAACGUUUAACAGCAGAAGAUGAGAGAGCUGUGGUGGAGAAGCUUCUUGCUUUUCAUCCACAUGCUGAAGAUAAAAUUGGAUGUGGGCUUGAUUCUAUCAUGGUUGAUCGACACCCUCAAUUUAGACACUCAAGGUGUCUCUUUGUAGUAAGAACUGAUGGUGGCUGGAUUGAUUUCUCAUACCAGAAGUGUCUUCGAGCAUACAUUCGAGAUAAGUACCCAUCCUAUGCAGAAAGAUUUAUUCGAGAACAUUUUAAACGUUAGUGGUUGAUCCAAGAAAAUCUUAGUGCUAAUGUCUGUACUCAACUGAGUUUUACGUCUCUAGAGUUGUUUUUAAUAUUUUGCUCGUUUAGAAUUUGGUUUGCCCAUUGAUGUCAUAAUCUAUAUAUAAUAUCUAAAGCCUGAAUCUGCUAUUGUCAAUAUGUAGCAGGAUCUUCCUUGACUAGCAUUUCAAGUUUGUUUGAAAAAUGAAGCCAAAGAAAAUGAUUGAUAUGAA